Messenger RNA from Marasmius oreades (fairy-ring Marasmius), 2803 nucleotides. RefSeq lists its product as uncharacterized. Bases 52 to 2673 code for a protein of 873 amino acids. NCBI's taxonomy places the organism in Eukaryota, Fungi, Basidiomycota, Agaricomycetes, Agaricales, Marasmiaceae. The transcript has 8 exons. The record is from RefSeq and is a predicted model, not a curated record.
UCGCGUCAAACACGUGCUUGCUCGCGUUCAGCUAGACCGCCACCACUACCGAUGGCUAGAAACGCGAAGAAAGUUCAGGCUGCUGGAACGCCUAUAACUCGAUAUUUUACUCGGAAACAAACGCAAUCAAGUAGCGUCAAUUCUGAUACCCCAAUGCAAACCUCACCCCAUCCUUCUCCAUCUUCAGAGCGACUCAAUUGCGAGUCGCCCUCGACGUCUUCUCAUGCAUCCAGCAAGAAAAGGAAAGCAGUUGGUCUUUCGGACCUUGACGUUGAUAAUUCAGAAAGCUCCCAACGCGUCAAUAGAUCCACGUCGACGCGCGCUGCUCCUCUGACGCCUCUUUCCCCUAGAGAGAAUCUGCUUCACCAUCCUACCUCUGUACGCUUCAGGAAUCUAAAGAAACAGAGGCUCUCAUUGCCGGAUGCCGUUGCUGGCGAUGAGAUAGUUCCUGGGAGCGAGUCUGACGAAGUGGAAAUUCCCGCACGGAAGACAUCAAGUGCUCAGGUCAAUACCGCGUUGGAUGAGCCCACGGAGACCGAACAGGAUUUUGAAGAUGAAGAUGUUGUAUCUAUGGAUAUCGAUAAUCAUUCUCCUCUCUUCACACCCCAGUCGACAUCUUACAGUCUUUUCGGCACUGAACCAGACACACCUUAUUCAUUCGGUUCUCCUUCUAUGCAACCUCUUACUCCUCCAUCGAGCAGCCCAGCACCCGAACGAAUGGCAUCAACUCUAGACUCUGAAGCCAAGACUCGCCAAUUAAUUGAAGAAAUUCGGGCCAAGGCGCGAGCAAAAGUGAUGUCCAGUCCUGAGCCCAUCGCGGAAUUGCCUAGCCCGAGUGAUUCAGGGGAGGAUGAUGACUUUCCUGAUCUGCCUGUACUCGUUGGUAGCAAUAAAGGCAAAGAGAAGGCAAAGGAAAUUCCAGAGUUGCCUUUUUCCAAGUCGAAUCCGACGGUUGCUGGGUCUAGCAAAUACAACCUGAGGCAACUUGCCAGGAAACCUGUUACCAAAGAAGUGGUCCCUUUCAAGGAAUUCAAGCGAUCAAAAAUCAAACCCAUCAACCCCCUGCUUGCCCUCUUGAAAGAGAAGAGCAAAGCCGACAGCGCUGGCAAAGGUACCGAUGCCUUUACUAGUGCAGAACAUGCGGUGGCGGGUAAACGUGAACUACGAGACGAAAUGGAUGGAGAAGAAGAUGCGGACGAUGAAAUGGAGGAUUGGAUGGGGGAUGAGAAGAUGGCAUGGCAGGCAAUCCAGGAACAGGUUGAUCGCUACGGUUCGGAAGAUGAUCGUGGUGGAUAUAAUGUCGAUAUCGACCUGGAUGAGAACGACGCGGAAAGGCUGUUUUCUCAGGAUGCUGAACGGGGUAAAGCAGUCGCUGCAAUAUUAGCAUCCGACAAGAAAACUCGCGAAUUCGAUCAUCGCUUGGUGAAGCGUGUUGGUCAUCCUCUUUGGGUCGCAAAGGUUGAAGAUGCGAUGGAUGUGGACUCCCGUUCUGACUUCAAGAACGCCGACCGUACUCCCAUCCUCCAAUCAUUCAAAGCUGCACUGCAGGAGCAAGAUACAUCCUUCGCCUGCCUGUUAUUACAAAGUGGCGCCAUGAACAGGAUUGACCUCGCUGUCAAUGUUGACGUUAUGUCUUGUAUCUGUGAUCUUGCUCUUACACCUAGACAUACUGGCCUCAUGCAGGCUGCUUUUUACUUUGUUCGUACCUGUUGGAGUGAUACAUCGCCCUCGAAGCCAUUCUUUCCUUUUCAAUCUAUGGUGAAUAUCAUGGCGAGGCUGGGUGCUAACGUAGGGACGUUUGGUUGGAUGUCGAGCGUCUUGCCCAUUCAAGUCACGAAAGAUGAAAGAGAGAACUCCCUUAUGCGACUCAUCCAGCUUUGUACCUUGGCAGGAAGCUCGGGAAAGAUACAAUCCGGCGAUGCCCCGGAAGUCCUCGUGGCACUUUGUGCUAUCUCCCUCGAUCCGGCUACGUCAUCGGAACUGAGGACAGAUAUCCUGGUCGCGGCUCAUGCCAUUUGCUCUUCGUUAGUGGUUGGCCCUAUUGUUGCUAAUGAUUUGGAAUCCAAGAUAUGUUCAAGGUCGUUGAAAUUUAUUUCGACUCUGACGCCUAUAAACCGUGCGCAUGCUGUUUCGAUAUUUUCUGCAGGAGACGGUCGUACUCUGCGUAUCGCAAGAUGGCUCUCUCACUGUCUUCUUCUUGAGAGAACAACUGUGUCGGAGAGUGAGUAUUGCAACCUCCCUCAAUUGGAACCUCUGCUUCUGUGUCUGGCUCCUUCCGGAUCCACCUCCAACCUUUUCAAAAUCCAUCCAGAAACAGACUAUGGUGACCUUGGGUUCCACACGGAAAUAUUGUCGACUGCAUUAUCCGAUAUUCCGCGUUAUGUUGCAGAGGAACUUCUGGCUGCAGCUCAGGCAAAAGCCGCCCGUCUCGAAUCCCAAGUGAGCCCGAGCAAAAUCGAAAAGCCGACCCCUCCAAUACAACGUGCCAUGAACUGUGUCGAGUUACUCCAUUCCAAUAUCAUUGACACAAGAGGCGCUCAUUUGGAUCGUUCGAGAACAAAGGCCAUCCUGAAGAAUCUCUCCAUGAGACUAUAUUAUCAGCGUUCUGCUGCCCUCAAAAGUGGUGGUGCGAAACCAAAGAAUAUCAAACAAUAUUUCUCGAAAAGGGCUUGAGAUUGUCAUCCAUCUUGGAUACAACUAUACCCGCACCCCUAUACUUUACCUGACCGGUCGAGCCCUAUUUCCACUUUAAUAAAUGUGCUCUUGAUAUUCAACCUGACGUUGCUUACUACAUUUCUCCUUG